AGUGAGAAAGGGAGAGAAAGAAAGAGAGAGAGAGAGAAAGAAAGAGAGGAAGAAAGAAAAAGGUAGAGGAUAUCGAUAUCGUGAUCUAACGCAAUCAUAAACCUUCAAAAUAUAUUUUGUUCCAUAAUAAUCCGAGAAAAGAGACACUACCGAGCUUGCGAAUUAUUAUUUCCUGCGAUCCGAAAAAAAUAAGUGAACGAUAGUUGAUCGCGUUAAGCCUCGAAGGAUUAUUCUUGUUCUUCUCAAGUCGCGACUAAUUUUUUAUUUUCUAUUUUUUUUUUUGUUCAUUCCCCUCUUCAAACUCGUGCAAUCUCAUAAUAUUGGUGUAAAUAACGAUGAAAAUAAUUGUCUCGGAAAGUUAACGUGUCCUAGGAAGAUUUACAAUUAUUUGGCAUGCUGCUCGUCAACAGAACAAUCGCCUGAGUAAAUACUUGGACAAAUUUGGAGGUUAUGUGUUUCCGAGAUACGUACGCUAAAUAACCAACUUGGAUUUUAAGACUGUACGUUUGAUAAGAAAGAAACGUAAAAAAAAAGUGGAUGCAUAAUUGCAAGGGAUUAAUAAAUCUUGUCUCAUCGUGAAUGUUCAUAACCUGUACGUUCUCCACUUGGAAAAAAUAAGAAAAAUCGUUCGAACUUUGCUGAUAUCAUCGCUGUACUAUUCUGCAAGAUACAUAUUAAAUGUUUAACCGAACACCGAUCAUUAUAUCUUUGUUUUCCUAUAUUUCUUUUUUAUUAUUUAAAUAAAAAGACGUACACGCAAGCAAGGGUGUUCAUAAACUAGAGAAUUGUCGUAUCUUUUAAAAUUAGUGGAGAAUCUUGCAAGCAUUGCAAUUGUGUUAGUUACACCAAGAGUUUUUCAAUAAAAAUAAAUAUAAAAGUCAAGUUUUAUAUUGUUGAUAAGUGGAUGCAUUGUGUCAUUGUCACUGAUCGUAAUUUACGAUCCAUUUGAAUACUGAUCCAAGUGAUACAAGUUAAUGUUCAAUUUUGAGUAAACCUUUAAAUGUAACAAUUGGGACGUUAUGUUCUCUUCCAGCAAGGUGGUUCACACGAAUGGAUGAUGCUUGGAGGCAAUGAACGGAAUGGAGAGACAUGGACAUGGACAUGGACACUCGCAUGCACACUCGCAUCGUCAUCGCCAUUCUCAUGGCAAUUCGCAGAGCGCGUCACAGAAUUCGAAUCAAUCGUCCAAACAUAGCCAUAGUCACAUAGCUCAUUCUCAGAAAGAACCAUCUACACCGCAAGCGGCACAGAAACCAAGGAACUAUAAAUUAUUGGUGGAUCCGUUCUUAGUAAAAGGAGCUACCAAAUUGUAUAGAUAUGAUGGAAUGGUUCCAGGAGAUCCGACGUAUCCUGUGGUCCAACCACGAGACCCUAGAUCUCAGUUAACAAGAAUAUGGACUCGAUUAGAACAACUCGACUUACCUGUACCUAGAUUUAAAAUAGAUUCUAAUUAUUGCGGGGAACCUCCUCCGCUGGAGGUAACAUUUUGUCACCUUAAUGACAAUAUUGAUAAAACAUUUUUAACAGACAUGGUUCAGAAGUUUGGUGCCGUAGAAGAACUUACUAUAUAUUACCAUCCAAUAACUAAUAAACAUCUUGGAAUAGCCAGAGUAGUCUUUGAAACUACUAAAGCAUCCAAAGCUUGUGUAGACAAAUUGAACAAUACAUCUGUGAUGGGUAGGGUAUUAAGAGUGUUUCUCGAUGCUUUUGGAGAGGAAUGUAAAAAGAUUUAUGAAGAGUUAACCAUAGAAAAGAAACCAGAGAGAAAAAUCGAAAAGGAAAUAAAGUGUGAUAUUGAACCGGAAAAGCAAACACCGAUCGAUAAAGUUGUGCCUGAAGAAAGGGACGAUUAUAGAAGUACUAAGAAGACAAUUGUUAGUGUAGAAAAAGUUAGAGAUCCGUAUGUUGAAAAUUCGAGAUACAAUAAGUAUAGGGAUUAUCCUACACCUAGUGGAAGUACUGGCAGUGAUUUAGGCUAUGGCACAGCGCCUAGCGAAUUAAAUUAUUCUAGCAACUAUUCUCAAAAUUCUACUCCAGCUACCAAUUAUGAUUUUUACUAUAGUGGUUACCACCAUCAACCACCUAACAGUUAUUUAACUAAUAUACCACAAAAUGUAUCCCAAAAUCUUUCUAUGCAACCAAAUUCAAACGUGUGGUGGAGUAAUAAUUCUGGAACUGCUGGGUAUCCGUCUGCAUCUGUUUGGCCAGCUCAACAUGGAACUAAUUUGGAAAAUCCAAGUUCUAAUACGGCGUCGACUAAUAAAAGAGUCGACUCAGCAAGUAAAAGUCAACAUCAUGCUACCAAAAAGGAAAAGGAUAAUCAAAGCACUGUCAAAAAUUCAUCUAGAGAUUCUCCUGUUGAAACUCGUAAGACUUUAGAUUUAGAUACGAGAAUAGCAAUGCUGUUGAAGGAUAAGGCAGGUGGAAUGGCCCCUCCUUUUUUACAAUUUGGUAGUGAUUCCGAAGAUGAUAAAAAAUCACAACACGGCGAUAACGAAAUGCUUUCGGAUCCUCCGAGUCCGUUUAUAUCUCAGGAAGCAUACAAAUCUUGUUUCGAAAAAAUGAGAGAAAAAAACAAGGAAAGAUGGAAAAUUCGUGAGAACAAUUUAAAUCAGUUUUCCGUCGAUGAAGAAUUAGGCAGCGUUAUCAGUUCUAGCGAAGAUGAAGCCUUGUUAGGAAGUUACAGUCCAGCACCGGAUGAAAUUGAACCAGAACCACCUAAAGAGCCACCGCCUCCUCCACCACCUGACGACGACAGAAUGUCUUUGAGUCCAUUGAGUUCGGGAGAUGAAAAAAUAGAAGAGGUUAUCGCUCAACCCGAGCCUUCGAGUCACUUAUAUCCAGGACCUGGUUAUCCUGGCCAUAUAAGUCAUUAUCCAUCCGGAGACGUUUAUAGUUGGCCUAGACCAGCCCAAUAUCCUUAUCCUUAUGGAACGACCUAUUUGCAAAGCCAUUACCAACCUACCACGGCAUCCUUAUCGGGAACAGUUGGAAGUCAUCAAGGGACAAGUUAUUAUUCGUCUUUCCAAUCUCGUUUGCAGGCCAUGGCAAAUCAUAAUAUUACUAAAGAUAAUCCGCAGGGUCCUACCAUCAAUGGUGUAUUAAACAGAGUUGUAAAUGAACUGAAACAAAUUUUAAAAAAAGAUUUUAAUAAGAAAAUGGUAGAAAAUACUGCAUACAAAUUAUUUGAAGUUUGGUGGGAUGAGAAAAAAUCAGAAAAGAAUCAAACUCAAGGGGGUGACAUUGCUGUUAUUAAUAGUACUAAUAAAGAAGAAAAUUCAAAACCGCAAGGACUUUCAUUACUUUUGGAACAAGGAACACCAUUGGGUCUCAAUUACGAUGGAUUUGGUUUGGGUAUCAGAGCUAGUAUGCCAAAGAUGCCUUCAUUUAGGCGUAAAAUUAAAGCUCCGAGUCCUUUACCUCAAGACGAAGAUAGUCAUCAAUCCGAUCGCAUUGAUACGGAAAUCAUAGAAAGCGAUAGCGAUUUGGAUCUACCACCGGUACAGAAAGUUAAAAGACCAGUUUCUUCUCUUCCGAGCGGUUCUUCUUCCUCGUCAUCAUCUUCAUCCACUGAAAGUUCUAGCGAAGAAGCUAGUUCCAGCGAAUCUUCUAGUAGUUCGAGCGAGAGUUCGGAUGAAGAAAAUUCUGAUGAUGAGCAAGACACGGAUAGUCGCAUGUCCGAUCAUCGUCCCUUGGCUUGUAACAGCGAAGAUCCAGAUAUAUUAAUGGAACUGGCUAUUCAAAGAUCUUUGGAUUGUCCUACUCCAACUGGUAGAGAUACUCCACUGCCAGAUAUAAAAAUAAUAGAUCUAAAUUCUGAUGAGUUCCCUGAAAUAGAUAACAGCGAGAGUCCAUUACCACCUUCUCCAGAAAAAUAUGAAAAUGAUAAGGAAACGAAUGAAAGAUUAAAUGAAAAUUAUCAAAAUAAGAUAGAGGAACAACAAUUGGAAACAUUAAAGCCUAUAGAUGUUAAUGCGAACAAACCGAGGUUAGAAAAUGAUGUACAGCAAAAACUUAAUACGUAUAUUGCCAAGUUACCGCAAAAAGAAGAGAUUCAACAAGAUAUGAAGAAAAUGGAAAGCUCAGCUGCAGAAGCACUGAUUACAUUAGCUGGCCAGGAUAAUAUUAUACGGCACAGAAGCCCAGGGCCUAUCGAACCUAAUAUCAUUAGAACUCUUCAAACAUUGUCUGCCAAAUACAUUAAUGACGAACCUAUUCUUAAGGAAUCGGAGAAAAUUGAUAUGUUUAGUGAAAUUCCUACUACAGAUUCGGAAGAGGAAAGUCUCGAAAUUAGAAGAUUAAAAUUCCAAGCAGAAGUCGAUCUACGAUUAAAUGGUCAACAAAGCCCAAGCUCGCCUGGUUCACAGGCAUCUCAGGUUUUUAUGGAACAUUCAUAUUCUUUACCACCAGCGCUUCCAGAACCCGUGGAACCUGUUGUUCGUAUGAAUGCACCACCGAUAAAGAUAAAAGCUUCAAAGGUUGUCAAAUUAACGAAAGGAAAAGAUAAAGUGCAUAAGGUUGAAAAACGAAAGUUGAGUAAAUAUCCCAAAAUACAUGAUCUUCAGAAACACGAAGGAGAGAAGGAAAAUAUUCAAAAUGAAUAUGUUUAUGAAAGAUAUGUUAGGAAUAUUCAAGAACCACCAGUAGUAUAUAAGGAAAGGGAUUUAAUGUCAGAAAUGGGUAUUUUGUACGAAUUCUUGACCAGAGGUAUAGAUGCGGAAGAUGUUGAAUAUUUAAGAAGAAGUUACGAAGCCUUGCUAGCGGAUGACGCUCAAGGAUAUUGGUUAAACGAUACUCAUUGGGUUGAUCAUCCUGCGACAGAUAUACCAAGUCCAGCUAAGAGAAGAAAACGAGACGAAUUAAGAUUACAUGCAACUGGAAGCGCUAGAACCGAGGGAUACUAUAAAGUAGAUCUAAGGGAGAAAGCAAAGCAUAAACAUCAUUAUGCACAAAGUAUACAACGUUCCAACGACGUAGAGGAGAGUAAUGGUACUUAUACAGGAGGAGAUGGUAUAAUAAACGGUCCAAAGGGUAAUACGAAAGCAUUAACUGGUAAGAUGCAAGCUUUGUCGCGAGAAGCGCGAAGUAAUCAACGUCGCCUUUUAACUGCAUUUGGAAUAGACACGGACAGCGAUCUCCUUAAGUUUAAUCAAUUAAAGUUCAGAAAAAAACAAUUGAAAUUUGCGAAGUCUGGCAUUCACGAUUGGGGUUUAUUCGCUAUGGAACCGAUUGCAGCAGACGAAAUGGUUAUAGAAUAUGUAGGACAAAUGGUUAGACCAGUUGUUGCAGAUUUAAGGGAGUCUCAAUACGAAGCUACAGGCAUUGGUAGUUCUUACCUAUUCCGUAUUGAUUUGGAUACGAUCAUUGAUGCAACUAAAUGCGGCAAUCUAGCAAGAUUUAUUAAUCACAGUUGCAACCCAAACUGUUAUGCAAAAGUAAUUACUAUAGAAAGCCAAAAGAAAAUUGUAAUCUACAGUAAACAACCGAUAGGAGUUAACGAAGAAAUAACUUAUGAUUACAAAUUUCCAUUGGAGGAUGACAAAAUACCCUGCCUUUGUGGAGCUCCGCAGUGUCGGGGUACUCUCAAUUAA
This is a messenger RNA of Polistes canadensis, 5591 nucleotides long. It is a transcript of the gene Set1, whose product is annotated as histone-lysine N-methyltransferase SETD1. The coding region runs from base 1071 to 5591 and encodes 1506 amino acids. Lineage: Eukaryota; Metazoa; Arthropoda; Insecta; Hymenoptera; Vespidae. Gene Ontology annotation, cellular component: Set1C/COMPASS complex. Gene Ontology annotation, molecular function: protein binding; histone H3K4 methyltransferase activity; RNA binding. The transcript has 9 exons. The record is from RefSeq and is a predicted model, not a curated record.